UAUUUAGUUGUCUGUGCCAGGUCUUCGUUACAGCACAUGGGGUCUUCAUUGUGGCAUGCAGGCUCUUAGUUAUGGUAUGCGGGAUCUAGUUCCCUGACCAGGGAUUGAACCUGGGCCUCCUGCAUUGGGAGCGUGCAGUCUUAACCACUGGACCACCAGGGAAGUCCCUAAAGUUAAGAAUUUAAAGAUGGUGGCAAUGGAGCAUAAACCACGUGCUAUUCUGAGCACAUGGUCCUGUGUAACUUCACUAGUUGCACAUCCAUGAAGCCAGCCGUGUCCCAGAACCUUAUGAGUCUGGAAUGUCAUAAGUGUUCAAUAAAAAAAACUAAGGCUGAACUGGUAACCAUUGUAUGCUAGGUACUUGGAAGACAAAUAUGAGAAAUACAGUCCUAUCUUCAAAGAGAUCACAGUCUAAGGGACAGAAACAAAGCAAACAGAUGACCACAGAAAGAAGAUGUCUUGUGCUGAAUAUUCUUUUCAUGUGCCAAGUCUAGAGGAGCUUGUUGGAGUUCUGCAGAAGGGGCUAAUGGAUAACUUUGCUGAUGUCCAGGUCUCUGUAGUUGAUUGCCCUAAUUUGACCAAGGAGCCAUUUACCUUUCCCGUAAAAGGUAUCUGUGGGAAAACUAGAAUUGCAGAAGUAGGAGGUGUGCCUUACUUAUUGCCUCUUAUAAAUAAAAAAAAAGUUUAUGAUCUAAAUAAAAUCACAAAAGAAAUCCAGCUUCCUGGAGCUUUUGUUCUUGGAGCAGGAGCAGGCCCAUUUCAGACUCUUGGAUUCAAUUCUGAGUUUAUGCCAGUUGUUCAAACAGAAAGUGAACACAAACCUCCUGUGAAUGGAAGUUACUUUGCUCAUGUUAACUCUGCAGAUGGAGGGUGCCUACUUGAGAAAUACAGUGAGAAAUAUCAUGAUUUUGGGUUUGCAUUACUGGCUAAUCUUUUUGCCAGUGAAGGCCAACCUGGAAAGGUCAUUGAGGUGAAAGCCAAAAGAAGAACUGGAAAACUUAACUUCGUGACUUGUAUGAGACAGACUCUUGAAAAACAUUAUGGAGAUAAGCCUGUAGGAAUGGGAGGUACUUUCGUGAUUCAGAAGGGAAAAGUGAAGACUCAUAUUAUGCCAGAAGAAUUUUCUUCCUGCCCAUUGAACUCUGAUGAAGAUGUGAAUAAAUGGUUACGUUUUUAUGAGAUGAAGGCUCCUUUGGUUUGUUUGCCAGUUUUUAUCUCCAGAGACCCAGGGUUUGAUUUGCGGUUGGAGCACACUCAUUGUUUUAGUCAUCAUGGAGAAGGUGGACACUACCAUUAUGACACCACCCCAGAUAUAGUGGAAUAUCUUGGAUACUUCUUACCUGCAGAGCUUCUCUAUCGCAUUGAUCAACCAACAGAGACCCAUUCAUUUGGGCGAGAUUAAAUCAACUGAUACUCG
This is a messenger RNA of Kogia breviceps (pygmy sperm whale), 1417 nucleotides long. The record is from RefSeq and is a predicted model, not a curated record. NCBI's taxonomy places the organism in Eukaryota, Metazoa, Chordata, Mammalia, Artiodactyla, Physeteridae.